AUGGACAACAACAACACCAACAACCAAACGAGACACUCUCGUCACCACCACUCCCACUCUCACAAUAAACAAUCUCUGCUAAGCGACGGCUCUAGAAUCGGUAACUACCAAAUCGUCAAGACGCUGGGUGAAGGGUCGUUCGGUAAGGUUAAGCUCGCCUACCACAUCACCACCGGCCAGAAAGUAGCCUUGAAAAUCAUCAAUAAGAAACUACUGACGAAAAACGAUAUGAAAGGGCGGAUCGAAAGAGAAAUCUCAUACUUGAGACUGCUAAGACAUCCGCAUAUCAUUAAGCUGUACGACGUCAUAUCCUCGCCUAACGAAAUCGUGAUGGUGAUAGAGUUCGCCAACGACGAGUUGUUCGACUACAUUGUCCAACGUGAUAAAAUGACAGAAGAUGAAGCUCGCAGGUUCUUUCAACAAAUCAUCUCCGCCGUGGAUUACUGCCACAGACACAAGAUCGUCCAUAGAGACUUGAAGCCGGAAAACUUGCUACUAGAUGACCAUCUGAACGUGAAAAUCGCAGAUUUCGGCCUGUCCAAUAUCAUGACGGAUGGGAACUUCUUAAAGACCUCGUGUGGGUCUCCAAAUUACGCAGCCCCGGAGGUCAUCAGUGGGAAACUAUACGCGGGCCCCGAAGUCGACGUGUGGUCCUGUGGGGUGAUCCUGUACGUCAUGCUGUGCAGAAGGCUGCCGUUCGAUGACGACUCCAUCCCUGUGCUGUUCAAAAAUAUUAGCAACGGGAUCUAUACCUUGCCAAAAUUUUUAUCAGAUGGGGCAGCAUCUUUAAUUAAGAGAAUGCUGAUUGUGAAUCCGUUGAACAGAAUCACAAUCCAGGAAAUCAUCCAGGAUGAUUGGUUUAAAAUAAAUUUACCAGAUUAUUUGAAAGUUAUUAAUGAACCGGAUAGUAAUAUUAAAAAUGCUCCAACUACAAGUACUACUACUACAAGUACUACUACUACAAGUACUACGAGCAAUUCGGAUUAUUCGGACCAUAAUGUCUUAGUAUUGGCUCAUGACCAAAUAGACGAAUCCCUGGUUCAUAUCCUAUCAACCACCAUGGGGUACGAACACGAUGAAAUUUAUGAAGCAUUGACAUCUCCAACUACCGAUAACCCACAGAUUAAUGAAAUUAAAGACGCUUAUUUACUGAUUAAAGAAAAUAGAGCUACUCUUAACGAAUUGAAAAUUAAACAACAGAAUGAUCAAAAUUCAAUGGAGAAUGAAAAUUUACAAAAUUUCUUGACUCAAUCACCUUUGGAACAUUCUAGUACGAACAUGAAAAGUACUAUAGACUCAACAGGGUCUGCGUCUCAUCAAGGUAUCAAUGCCACAUCUGCAACAACUCCAACAAAUGGGCUGAAGACUCCUGUGUUUGAUUCAGUUUAUUAUAACACUCAUGAAGAAAAAUCAACCAUUGCAAUCUUACCAACUUCAUUACCACAGAUUCAUCGUGCUAACAUGAUUGAGCAUGGCCUGUCGGUAGAUAAGAUCUCUCCAUUGACCACGAAGAAAUCAAAGACAAGAUGGCAUUUCGGGAUAAGGUCAAGAUCAUACCCAUUGGAUGUCAUGGGUGAAAUCUAUAUCGCUUUGAAGAAUUUAGGCGCAGAAUGGGCAAAACCUUCAGAGGAUGAUCUUUGGACUAUUCGUGUACGUUGGAGAUAUGAUCACAGUGUCGAAGAUAAAAACAAAAAAAUUCCAAAUUUGAUGAAAAUUGUAAUUCAAUUGUUUCAAAUCGAGACUAACAAUUACCUUGCAGAUUUCAAAUUCGAUGGUUGGGAACCUGUAGACAAUACAGAUAACAACAACACCAACGACUCUACUGGAACAACUUCAUCAGAAGAUGAAAUUAGUACUUUCUCGGCAUACCCAUUUUUGCAUAUGACCACAAGAUUAAUCAUGGAACUUGCCAUCAAUAGUCAGAACUCAUAG
Molecule: messenger RNA, 1932 nt
Organism: Maudiozyma barnettii
Lineage: Eukaryota; Fungi; Ascomycota; Saccharomycetes; Saccharomycetales; Saccharomycetaceae
Gene: SNF1
Product: AMP-activated serine/threonine-protein kinase catalytic subunit SNF1
Exons: 1
Coding region: 1-1932 (643 amino acids)
Biological process (GO): protein phosphorylation; intracellular signal transduction
Cellular component (GO): cytoplasm
Molecular function (GO): ATP binding; protein serine/threonine kinase activity
Source: RefSeq, a predicted model, not a curated record